Messenger RNA from Populus trichocarpa (black cottonwood), 738 nucleotides. Its product is annotated as F-box protein At3g07870-like. The coding region runs from base 1 to 738 and encodes 245 amino acids. Gene Ontology annotation, molecular function: protein binding. The transcript is spliced from 4 exons. Lineage: Eukaryota; Viridiplantae; Streptophyta; Magnoliopsida; Malpighiales; Salicaceae. The record is from RefSeq and is a predicted model, not a curated record.
AUGGCUGAAAGUGUGAAAAAGAAUCGUGUUCCAGAAGAUGUGUUGAUAGAUAUUCUCACAGCAUUACCUAUCAAAUCCUUAUUAAGAUUCAGAUCUUUAUCAAAAUCAUGGAACUCCCACAUCAGUGACAAAGACUUCAUCAGUGCCUAUUUGGCCCAACCCAAACCAUCGCUUCUCCUUCGUCGAUGGCAAAAUCGUCAAGAAUCCUACUCUCUGCAUCUCGAUAAUGAAUCUUUAGAUAGGAGCUUACAGUUCCAGAACUUGCCCUUUCGGUGUGAAGCUGAUUGUUUUGAUAUAAUAGGUUAUUGCAAUGGAGUUUUAUGCGGUCCACACAGUGCUACUUGGGGUUUUGGCUUUGAUUUACCAAGUAAUGACUAUAGGGUUGUUAGAGUUGCGAGACAAGUUUCAUCUAAACGCGAAUUCCCUAUGGAGUUUCAGGUUGCUUUUAAUGGCAUCCUUCAUUGGCUUGUAUAUCGUGAGGAGAAUGACAACCGCCGGAGUUUUGUUCUUUCUUUUGAUUUAAGUAAUGAUAAGUUCGGGGAGAUAAUGUUGCGGGUGGCCACUCAGUGGAUGGUGAUUUCAGAGUUUGACGACUCCCUUGCGGCGCUUUUCUGUAGGUGCGCUGCCAAUCUGAGUUUUGAGAUAUGGAUGAUGAGCCAAUAUGGUGUGAGAGAAUCAUGGGCCUUACAAUUCCGUAUUCACGAGGAAUUCCCACUUCCUUAUUUUAGACUACGUUAA